GUGACUGUAGAGGAAAGAACAAAUGCCAUGGUGUUGAGCCAUGGGUAAUUUUGCCCGAACUUUGAAGAUAAUAAAGGUAUAAUGUUUCUUUUUACCUUCAUUUAUCAAAGAAUUUUUCUGCAGUUCAUUGGAAGAAUGUUCUUUUUUGGUAUCUCUAAUAUUGUGGGACUGUAGAUGAACAUAACAGUGGUAUACCAACACAGAAUCCUGUUUCUAUAUGCUCUAUCGUCAACACAAAUUGAGCAUGGAGUAUGGCAUCCCAUGUGAAGAACUCCAUCCGCAAGAGCUGAAGACCGACCACCAACGUGCAGAAUAGAUAAGUGAUCCAUCUAUUUUUCCUGUGUUCUUUCCGUUUUGUUAACGCAGUUGUUGCUAUGACAUUUCCAGACUUUGGACUUUCAGAGAACACAUUUGUUCAAACGAUGCAAAGUAAAUAGUCUGCUUAUAUGACCAGCUUGCCAAAGUUUGGCUAUUCAAUCAUCUUUAUUCUGCCUUGAAAAACCGGAUCAAUGUUCUUCCAGAUAGACAAAGAUGCUUUAGAAUCAAUGUCGCCUUUUUCCUCAUCCUUUUCCCAUUCUACCUAUACCCGAUCUGAUGCCAUGGACCCGUUUCUCCUCCUUUUUCAGUGUUCUCAUGUUCUUAUACUAUUCUAUCACAGCAAGUCCUAUAAAGUCCCCUCAAUCUUCCCUACGAUCACUGUUACCAAACAAACUCCCAGGAUGAAGCUUAAUCUUCUCCUGUGCUUUCUCCUCUUAUUCCUCAGAGCCAACUGGGGUGUACCUACUACUACCAGCCAUGGUGCAAAAGACCAACCACUUCAAGGCCUGAAUGUGACCGUCGAGCCGAGGAGUGGUGGCAAUUCCGGAGGGGAGAAGAUGGAGUUUGAUGGUGUGAAACGGGUGGAGUACUCGAGGAAGAGCAGCUCCGGAGGCAAAGGAGGAGGGAGGACGGGUGGCGGCGGCUCGCAGUCGCUUCAUCAACCUCGUCCACAGAAGAGCAGUUCGCCGACGAUGCAACAGCCAUUUGGCUUCUUCUCUCUCCUGCUUUACCUGUACCUUGCUUGAACUCAAGCACUUGCCUUGGAUCUUCAAGCAAUCUACUAAGUGGUGUCUUUUAAAGGUUGACAUGCAUUUAUAUCACUUGUAACUCUUGGAACGAAUAUGCUGAGAAUAAAUCAAAUCUUCCCUUCUCAUAAUAACAGAGGGUGAGAUGAAGAGGGAGGAAUGAGCUGGAAAUGCAAUCCAUUUGUCCCACAUACUUUUAUAAAGAUUAGAAUCUGAUACCAUAUAUAUUAUGAACUUAACUAGUUUUGCUUAGUUGGUAUAAAUUUUUUUGCUUAAUAGAACCCCACUGCUCU
Musa acuminata subsp. malaccensis (wild Malaysian banana) is the source of this 1357-nucleotide messenger RNA. The record is from RefSeq and is a predicted model, not a curated record. Lineage: Eukaryota; Viridiplantae; Streptophyta; Magnoliopsida; Zingiberales; Musaceae.